AUAAGAGCUGUCAUGUGAGGACUGUACUUUACUCCUCUCACAGAGAAAACUACAGGCUUCAACGCAUUCUACACAAUGGAGUUGAGUUUCAGUUCUCUGUUGGCUUUGAUUCUCUUCUGGGAUUCUCUGUGUGUCCAAUCUGAGACCGCAGCACACAGAAACUCCAGAGAGUCGCUGCAGACUGUGAUGAACUCUCAAAUAAACCGUCUGCAGGUCAGACCUGAAAACUCUGUUCACAUUCAUCCAGGACAAAAGCUGACGCUUCGGUGCCAAAGUGAAGGAGAUGAAGUGCUGGUGCAGUUCUGGCAGACACCUUUCGGUCAGUUUGACAGCUGUAACCACCAAAACAAAGACCCAGUGUACACAUGCAAUGGCACUCUGAAGAUUUCAAGAGCCACAUCCAGCCAUGAUGGACUCUAUUACUGUGUCCAUCUGGACAAGAUGAGCAAAACAAUCGUGCCUUAUAGAGUUAAUGUAGUUGCACGGCAGAGGAAGACCAGGGAGGCAGGGGUUUACAGCGACACGGUGUCAGAAAGUCAUUUCGCGGCGGCUGUGGCAUCAUCAGUAAUCGUGAGUUUUUCAGUGGCCUUCACACUCGGUGCAUUCAGCAGAUCCUACGUGAUGAAGUGCCUACGAACGAUAAGGGCCCGCAUGCCUCAUAGAAAAGUCCAUCACAAUCACAUCAACGGACAAACCACCAGAGCACAAACUGACACAGUGUUCUUCCAUAAAAACCAAACCGCUGGAGGAGACGCUGUGGACACUGGUUUGGUUGAUCGGGAACGCAUGGAUGUCGAUGACGCGGACGCUAUCAGAAAUGAUAUAAACGAGUCAAAUGAGCCUCAAACUUGUGAAGGAGAAGAACAACCCCCACGGUUGAGAUCAGCAGCUAGCCCACAUCCAAAGAAGAAGAUCCGCGUCAUUAAAGUCUACAACUUUGAUGAAGAAGGGUCUCCAUACAGCCAUAUCAAAGACUCAGGGACGGAGGGUGGAGACGAGGUCAGGCCCAAACUGAGGACGAAGUCACUGACGCGACUCAAUGCCAUCAUGAAACAGGCUGAAGCUCUUAACAUCAACCCAGACAGAGAGCAGACUGACGUCCAGACGAUUCAAGAGGACGCUCCUUCACAUGAAGACAGUGUUUCAGCUUCAGCAGGAGACACCGGAGACUCACAAACAGGCCGAGGGACACAUUUAUGACACAAUGGAAGACAUCACUGAAGACACCUUUGACAAAUUUGUAGUUAGGCCAGGCUGAUCUGUCAUUCAGCUUUUUAUUUUUUACUCACUAGUCUUAAUCAAGUGUACAUUUAAAUUCAGCUAUUCCCAUUGAUGUGUGGUUUGUUAGGAGGACAAUAUUUGUCUGAGAUACAACUAUUUGAAAAUCUGGAAUCUGAGGGAGCAAAAAAAUCUAAAUAUUGAGAAAAUCAUCUUUAAAGUUGUCCAAAUG
This is a messenger RNA of Cyprinus carpio (common carp), 1450 nucleotides long. RefSeq lists its product as uncharacterized. Lineage: Eukaryota; Metazoa; Chordata; Actinopteri; Cypriniformes; Cyprinidae. The record is from RefSeq and is a predicted model, not a curated record.